GAUGUAAAAUUAUCCAAAAUGAGCUAUGGAAGUAUUAAAAAUUGAUUUAGCACCCUUUUGGUACUUUUUUCGUCAGUUUUUCAACCUUUAUUGAUUUGAAACGCCUGUAAGUCAGUCAACCAAAAAUACACCAAUUUUGAAAAAUCGACGCGCUCAUCUUGUUUUUGAUUUCAAAUGUUUCUUAGGUUAGGUUAAUUGUUUUUGACAAGUAUUAUCGGCAAAAUGAGCGAAUUUAAGCUCCAGCACUUGGUUGCGGAACUUUUGAACUGUUUGGGUGCAAAAAAUCCCCCCGAAAAACUUGUAGAAGCGUUACAAAAAAGUAUCAGCAGUAGCACCGGCAAGGAAUGUUCAGGUUCACAAGUGGCAAUACAGAGUUACGUGCAACGUAUUGCCGAAGAUUUGAAAAAUUCGGAACCAUUUCUACUGAAAUUUGAAGAUCUAAAGCAGAAAAAUGUGGAUUGUUUAGGGCCGUACGUUCAGCUUCUGUAUCACAUAUCUCAAGAUAGUAGUGUUAGAAGCUUGUUAGGUAAAAUGGAUAAGCAUUCGGAGCAAAAAACCGAAAUAACGCGGGACGAUUUGCCACAAGUUAGGAAUCGGUUACGUCGGGAGGCUUUAAAACGGUCGCAAAAAGAGUGUUCUUCAAGCAGUAUUCUCAACACUAGUACUAAUCUUCCGAGGGCUAGCACCCCUUCUGUUACGUCUUGGGUCCAGAGACGGCCGACUUUAUCCUGCGAUUUUUCAACGCAAAGUUGUAGUACUAUUUGUCCAGCUGUUCCAGUUGUGUCUCAAGAAAACAUCCUGAUUAAAGAUCUGUUAGUUGUAUUAAUUGGUAUACCAGGCUGUUACAUCGAAGCAGAGGAGCUGAAUGAUCCUUACGCCCCUAGAACCUUUAAAAUAAACGAUAAUGUACCUCUGCCUCUGCAAGAACUUGUUAAACAAAUCUUGCCUAUCGCCAGUCAUUAUUCGCUAAUCCAGAGGUUUGCCGAAGAAAAGUUGAGGUUUGAGUUUGGGCAAGUUAAUAACGCCUUAGCUGAAGAAAUGAGCGCGAUUUUGAAAGAACAUCUAAUUUAUGUCACCCAACUUCAGGAUGAAUUUGAAGCUGAUAACUUAAAUUUGCAAAAACUUUGGUUUUAUGUACAGAAGCGGUUGCAGCCUUUUGGCAUUACAGCAAACAUUGCGACUAAGAUCAGCAAAUCGGAUGCCAAAGGGGGAAAAGUUUUAAGUUUGCUACAUGAUCACAUAAUUGGGUCAAUUGGUGAUGAAAGGACACAACAACGUUGUGUUAGUCUGAUGGAGGCUGCGUGUGUUCCGUAUAUGAAAAUGUUGGGAAUGUGGAUUUACAGAGGAAUUAUUUCUGAUCCAAUCAGUGAGUUUCUGGUAAAAGACAAUGAAGUCAUCCAGAAGGAAGACAUGCCGGUCGAUUAUUCAGCCGACUACUGGGAUAAAAAAUACUCAAUAGAACGGGAAAAGAUCCCGAAAUUUUUAGAGCCAGUCUCGGACAUAAUUCUAAAAGCUGGAAAAUACUUGAACGUAAUACGACAGUGUGGCAAGCCUGUGAAAAAUAAAAUACGACCAAUACUUUACAAAAUCGAAGAAAAGCACUACAUUGAAGCGAUCGAAAAUGCGUAUAAAUUUGCAAGCCAAACAUUACUCGAGCUAGUUGUGAAGGAAAAGGAUCUUUUGGGGAGACUGAGAUCCGUCAAACACUAUUUUCUCUUAGACCAGGGCGAUUUUAUCGUAACGUUUCUCACUUUGUGUGAAAAAGAACUGAGUAAAGAUGUUGGCGAUGUGAUUCAAGGGCGCAUCGAAUCGCUGAUGGAUCUGGCUUUGAGGCUGUCAAGCGCAGUGAGCGACCCAUACAAGGACGAUUUAAGGACCGAGCUCUUGCCCUAUGAUCUGCAAUUUCAAAUGAUGAAAAUACUCACAAUUCAGACAAAUAUGGAGCAAGACUUUCGGACCGCCUACGAGCGCCAGAAACUUCUCGUUAUUGACUCGUUCUCGUUCAGUUACGAAGUGCACUGGCCCUUGUCUUUGAUUCUGAACAGAAAAUCUCUGGCGUGUUACCAGAUGAUUUUUAGGCAUUUGUUCUAUUGCAAGUAUGUGGAGAGAAUGAUUUGCCAAGUUUGGAAGUGCAAUAAAGUUGCGAAAAAGUUCCAUUUUGACGAUGCGCAGCACUAUAGGGCCGCCUUUGCUCUGCGACAGAGGAUGUUACAUUGCGUUCAGAAUUUGGAAUAUCAUAUGAUGGUGGAGGUGAUUGAACCUCACUGGUGCUUAUUUCUGCAAAAAAUUUCCAAAGUCAACAACGUCGAUGAAAUAUUGUUUUGCCAUCGCGAUUUUUUGGAUAGCUGUCUGAAGGACUGCAUGCUCACAAUUCCUCCGAUUCUUCGCACGGUUACCAAGCUUUUGGCAAUUUGCGUGGAUUUCUGUCAAUUUAUGCAGAGGACGCAGAAAUACUUUGUGGAAGCUGAACUUGGUUCAUUACCAAGUUCUAUGUAUGAAUCAUUUCAUCAGAAUGAGAAAGCCUUCCAAGACAGUGCAAGCCACGCCUCCACAGCGCCAAGCUUCAAGGAAAGAAUUUCUCUAUUCGACGUACAAUUUUCAGUCGCUUUGGUAAACUUGCUGGAUCAGAUUAAUAAUUUAAACAAGGAUAGCAGUGAACACGACAGGCUCUUUAAUUUGUUAUACAGUUUAAGAAAAAUUUAAUUUUCCUUUCCUUUCUUCCUUUCGAUGAUUUAUUUCCCGUAUUUUGGCUGGACUUCAAUUCGUUUUAUUCUGGCGAUUUAAUGAAGAAGGAUUUUGGGACCAUCACAAUUGAAUCGUCUGGUUGAUUAGCUUAGAUGUACAAUUUUUUGGUGUAAUUUUGAUUUACAUCUAUAAGUUAGGGUUUAUGUAGAAUAUUUAUGUUAGCAUAGUUAAUUAAUAAAAAAUCAAAACCGCAA
Tribolium castaneum (red flour beetle) is the source of this 2939-nucleotide messenger RNA. Its product is annotated as gamma-tubulin complex component 2. Gene Ontology annotation, cellular component: equatorial microtubule organizing center; centrosome; gamma-tubulin complex. The transcript is spliced from 13 exons. Bases 223 to 2703 code for a protein of 826 amino acids. Gene Ontology annotation, biological process: microtubule nucleation; mitotic cell cycle; meiotic cell cycle. The record is from RefSeq and is a predicted model, not a curated record. Gene Ontology annotation, molecular function: gamma-tubulin binding; microtubule minus-end binding. Lineage: Eukaryota; Metazoa; Arthropoda; Insecta; Coleoptera; Tenebrionidae.